AUGCCGAUACUGAGGGACGGAUCUAGUUUAUCGGCUGCACGAGGCCAGGCGGCUAGGAGACAAGUGAUCCGUCCGUUUGUGUGUUCGACAUUUCAAGACUUUCAUGUAGAAAGAGACUUUCUACAAGAACAAGUAUUCCCGAGACUAAACAAGCUUUGUCAGGAGCGGGGGACAUCUUUUCUUCCUGUAGAUCUGCGAUGGAACAAAAGCCAGUCUCAACAAAACAGCGAACAUGUUCUUCGCAUGUGUUUAGACAGUAUUGGCCGCUGUGCUCCGUUUUUCAUUUGCCUCUUGGGGGACAGGUAUGGUGUACAUCGUGCAGCUGAAUCCGAGAUUACGGAUCCUGCUACUGAAGAGUGGCUUGACAAGAACUUUGAAACAGCUGCUGCUUGUGGAUACGAUUGGGUGCUGGAAGACGACAACAGGUUAGUAUGGUUAAAUAGAAGUUAAUAGGGAGCUUAAGCAGCAACGUUUUUGAGCGAUGCACGUCAACCGGAAGUGAGGUAUUUUCCCUCUUAACAUGCCUUGAUGAUAUAAAAUUUGUAUUCCUUAGCUUCUUUACUGUUAUAGAGGCGAUUUGACUGAAAAUUUGCGCGAAACCACCGUCAAAAAAUGAAAAAAGGCCACUUCCGGUUGACGUGCGUCGCUCAAAAACGUUGUUGCUUAAGCUCCCUAAUAUGUUUUUUCAACUUUUGACAUGGACCAGUUGAGGGCACAAUCCCAUCACUGGAGAGAGUGCCUUAAAAUUAGUACAGUUGCUAAAACGAGCAAAGAUAUAGCUCCGCAAAGAAGUGAAAAAUUACAGACUUUUUAUUGUUGGGCGGCAAGUUUGUACCCCCUACCAUUCAAACAUUUUGUAAAAUUUUGCGACUUUGAGGAUGUAUAUCCUCCUUAAUUUUCAACAAAUCACUUUUAAACUUGGCAAUGUCACUAAUGUUGGGCAUUUGCCAUUUUCUUUUGGAAAAGCUGCAAAAAGCCCCACGGUGGGGCUGAGCAGUUCAUCCAAAACUCCACAGAGUGUGCAAAUGCCUUACCCCCAGUCAACACCAAAAUUGCAAUUUCCUGUAAAUAAGCUGUAAAUGCUGUAUUUAUAGAAAAUCUGUAAUAUUCUGAUCAAAAUUAUUAUUGCAAAAAAGAUCAAAUUGAUCUGACUAGUAUCAACAGAGGGUAAAGGUGCACAUGAGCCAAAGGCCCAAAUGGCUGGAGCUUGUCCUGGUUUCCAUAGCAUGAAGCAUGCUUAGGAGUAUUGCUACUCCCCCUGGACGUUAUGCUAGUUCAUUGCAGAUAGUUUGAGGUGUUAACUGCUCAGCUACACACCAAUGAUUAUGAUAGAACUGUAAACUAGAAUUUAAACAGUACCUUUCUUAUUUUCGAAGGCAUUUAACACAGUGGAUGAUAAAAAAACAAGUGACAAGCUUAACAUGAGUAUUUUCUCAUCAUGAUCAAACUGUUCCAUCAACAUUUAACCAUCGCAUUGAUCACACAGACCACAAAGUUUAUACUAGCAUUCAAAUAUCUCGCUGAGUUUUUCUAGGCCUUUCUGCCUCAACCAUUUGCUCACAAAGAAAGUGUCUUUUCAUUUAAACUCUUCAAACAAUGCCAUGAUUGUUUUUUCUCCACGUGCAAACUGAGCCAGUAGAAUGUGUGACACUCUUGUUUGUUUCUUAACUUCAAAUGCAAGUAAUUUUUAUGUAUCUCUUUAUAUAAACUUGAGAGGGCCACUGGUGCCACUCAAAAACUAUACACCAAAAGUAAUGUUUUCAUUUUUGAUGUGGCAAAUGAACCAAGAAUCAAGUUGGACCCCUGUGUUUUAAAUGUGACCAUUGAUUGGCUUAUUAACGUAAGCCCCAAGAGUGACCAACAUCAAGUUUCUCCAAACAAUAUCAAUGCAUAAUCUUGUAGAAAGGUUACAAGAAUAAAUGAUGUAAACAAAAAAAUUAUGAUUUAUUUAUUCCAAAUUGCCCGCGAAAUUAUGUGAUUACCUAUACUUAACAUGCUCUAAUCUUUUAACAAAUUCUCUCAUCUAAUUUUUCAAGAAACGUAAAAGAGAUCAGUUGGGAGAAUUUGUGUGUGGAUAUUAUUGGGACUUAAAGGGUUAAUGUUUGGUUCCAAAAAAUAUCCAUACCUCCCCCACGGAAGGGAUUUUUCCUUAGACCCCCACUGGCCCACCUCUCUGGAAAUUCCAGUAAAGCUUUGUACAUUAACUUAAGAUUUUGGGCCUUUGAGAACCCCCCACCCCCCAGGAAUUUCCAAUCGCUUCUUUGUGGGUGGUAUGGAUAUUUUCUGGAACCACACAACACUAGAAACAACAAUAUUAUUUCCAAAUCUCAGAGCAAAAAAGGUGUAAAGAGGUGAGGGACUAGACCUCUGGGCCAUUAACAAUCCUCUCUUGAGAAUGUGUAACAGCUUUUCUGUUAAAAUGUAAUCAAACCUCAUUUUACUUUGCUGAUAAAGUCUGAGCAAUUCAAACAAAUAUUUAAUUUGUUUUAACCCCCUUUUUUGCUCUGAGUUUUGGAAUUUGUUUUUUUAUAAUAUGACUUUAAGUAUGGCUUAUUAACGUUUGGGUGAAUUUGGUUGAGUUCCAUGCAAUGUUACUCCCAGGGUAUUCAAUCAAUGGUAAUUGUUCCCCUGAAAGGUAAAUUUUGAUCAAUGAAAAUUAAUCAAUAGAAUAAGUUAAUAAUUAACUAUUGACAGGGCUGUCAUUAAGAGGUGGGGGCUGGAGAUUUCCCCAGCUAACUAUGAAUGUGGUCCCGGGCUACUUUCAUAGGAAAAUAGAAGAAAAAUAGAGCUAGAAGAAAUCCCUACAUGUAACUGUUUGAUUCCUCGCCUACUUAUUGACCCGGCAACUUGAAAUCUUAGUGACAUCCCUGAUUGAUAUUGAUUGGUAUUGAUUAACCAGUGAUUGACCAAAAAAUCAAAAGUCUUGCAUGAAUUGCCAUGCCUAUUAAUUCUUAACAAGUACAUGUACAUUGUGAUCAAUGACAACCAUUGGAAUAUCAUUAAAAUCAACAGUAAUAUUUGAUUAAUUAACAAAGGCUCCUCCUCUCUAAAACUUUUCACAUGUCAGUCAACAAUAUGUUUUUUGUUUCUGCUCUGUACAUAGGUAUAACAGUAUCACUGAGUUGGAGAUUGUGCAGGCUUCUUUCCGUAAAAAAUAUGACUAUGGCUACUUUUACUUCCGGGGCUCUUCUCAUGUUGAAGAGAAGCUUCAAGGCGUUGAAUCAUCCCGCAAGGACAGCAUUUUGUCUCUUUACAAACCUGAGAGUGACUAUGCUGCCAGGAAACUGAGAGAACUUAAACAACAGACAAUUGAUACAGGUUUGUCGGAGCUUGUUACAGUUUUAAGAGUUACAUGUAUUAUUUACUGGGUCACUGAAGACUGUUUUUUAGUGGACAAAGGCAUCAGUGAGCCUUGCACUACAUUUUGUAUCUCCUUAUAUUUUCUUUAAAGUGAACCUGUAUCUCUAUCAACCCAUUGAUGGCCGUGCUGGCCAAAACUGGCUGUACAAGACUCCAUUGCUUUAAAACAUUGCAACUUUCUCAAUCGAGCAAACAUUGCCUUAACUAUCAGUUGUGAGAAUUGAAUAGAAAGUCCUUCAAGUUGGGAUAUCCAAUAAGUGCAAAGAAGUCAGCACUCUUUGCAGAAUAUCACCUUUUGAAUUAGGACAGGAACAAAAAUGACGGGUUUUAACGUCAUGGAAAAACAACAAAAAUCACGUUUUUUGACUUCAGGUUUUUAUUGAGACCAUCAAUUUAUUGCAAAACCAAAAGUUAACAUUCACAGUAAAAUUCAGUCCUUGUCCCAGCCUAGAAGUGAUUUUUUUCUUCUUAUUCAUUUCCUGGGCCGAGCCACAGCUGUUUGUUCUAGGGCAUCCUGGCCUUGUCUCAAUUUUCAACAUCACAACUGCAUUGCAUGCUGAGAGAAUUACAUGCCAGAAUUUUUGACAGUGUUCGUUUCUUCCCCCCUCUUUUUUUCAUAUUUGUACUUGUACUUGUCCACAGCCACUCCAACCUCCCAUGGAAAUUUUGCGCUUGUUGUGAUAAUUUUUUCAGUUGUAGCCCCGGGCUAGCGUACUCGACUUUCUUUGCACGCUGAUCACCACUUUCCAUGCUAACCCCAGAGUCACUAAAUCCUGUGGAUUGUUUACAAUUUUUAUAUACAGAAAAUCACUUGAAACUGUAAAAUGUUUCGGUCGUCGAUGGGUUAAUUUGAAACUGCUUGGAGUCUUGCUAGUAAAGGUUUCACUGUUUUAUCAGAACUUACCAGACAUGGAAUUCUGAACUCUAACAAGUACAGGUACAGUAGCUUGCUUUGCGACACUGCUUCAGAGCCUCCACAUCACAGUAUGGCUUCCUUGUUUGUCUCCAAUGUACUGCUGUAAAUUCUGAACAUCCCUUCGUGUACCAUAGUACAUGAAUACAAAUUAUUGCCAAAAUGGCUGAUAAUGAUACACACCUUUAGCCCUCCUGCUGGAUGUGGGACAGUGUUUGAUGAAGAUGACAGUUGACAUUGACAACUUUUCUGUUACAUGUUGUGCUUUCAGAGUUGCCAGUCCGUCAUUUUACUACUGUUGCUGAGCUUGGAGAUCUGCUACUAAAAGACUGGAUUGCAGUCAUUGACCUCUAUUACCCACCAAUUAGCCCCCUUAUAUUCCCAAGUGUAUACUCUGAGGUAUUCCGUCAGUGGUCUGCUCAUGAGGCUUUUGCUAUGGCUCGACGCCAGGUGUUUGUCAGAACACCAAGAAUUAGAGAGAUGACUGAGGUAUUGAACCUCCAUGCUGAAGUCGAACAGGGGAUCAAGAGAAGAUCCAGUAUGGUGGUGCCAACUGCAGUGUUAGGGACAUUUAUGACCAGUCUACCUGGCAGUGAGAAGGAAUCUCUUCCCCCAAUAUUAGUGUUGGCAGGUAGGUAUAUUUCCAGUUAUUGAGGUGAGCACAGAGGAGGUAAGCAAAAGAACAUGCAUGGCACAAGUUGCAGGACCAGGACGGGUGUGGGAUGGAUGGGGGGGUGGGGAGGGGGCGUGACUCCCAUUCCUCAUGACUCUGGCCUCAUGCUCUUCCCAUUCUUGCUUCCAUUCUUGUGAAAAACACAAAACGAAAAUCAUGUCUUUUUAGGAACCCUAGCCUUCUUUACCUGAAAGUAACAAUCCUAUUAACAUAGCAAACCUCGAAGACUGUGUGUUUAUCGUCCGUAUUUUGAAUUUCUGCAGGUCAGAGUGGAUGUGGAAAAUCCACAGUGGUAGCUCAAUGGCUAAAGCAGUUUACUGCCGUUCAUGGUCAGGUAGUCACCAUUCCUCAUUUUGUUGGCUGUGAUUCAGCCAGUACUGAUGUCACCAACUUCAUGCGCCGCUGUACAAGCGAACUACGGCUUCAUUAUCUUGACUCUGAUUUUGAUGACCUCAUAGACAACCAAGACCUUUCUGAUGUCACGCGUAUAACACAGGCGUUUAGAGCAGCUCUGUCUCUAGGUGAGGUGAAAAUAGUGGAUCUUUAGAUCCAAUGUUCUACACGUUUUUCAAUAAUUGCAAGUGUAUGAGUGAGUUUGUAACAAGCUGUCACACACCUGUCUACUGUCUUCUGUUUUUCUUACUACUAAUGAUUAAUGGCAAAUAGUGAAAAGUGUUUGGGCUAAACCCAUCCUUGCAUUAAACCACGUGCAUGCUUUCAAAUGACUAAAGUUUACACAGGUUGGUUGUCCGUGUAGAUCUUAGGGAAGGGGGAUAGGAAUUAGCCCCACGCGCUCUCGUGUGCCCAAAUUCCCCCUUCCCCUUCUAACGCCUGGCACUCAGGCUAUGUAGACCUGCGCGUUCUUUUAGCCGUUAGUACAUCUCUCUGUAUCCCAGUUCGCCAAGUGGUUUCAAUGCUUUUUUCACUUUCAAAAUGGCCAGGGGAGAAACCAGCUGGAAUGCUCCAAUGAGUCCUGGAGUAUUCUGUCUAGUAAGACGUACGGUGCUUUCUUUCAUGGCCAUGUGAAUGGCGUGAAAGCGUUAUUUGUCGCAUGGAGCAUUACGGCAGUUUUUUUAUUUGUUUCUCAGCUGGUUACUUUAAACGCUGGUUUUGGUUCUUAAUAGCCAUUUCGUGACGCCGUUACUGAUUUCCCCGCGAAAGGAUGUCUGAGGAACAAGCGCAGAAAUUCCGUUCUGAUGACGUGUCACUACCUAGAUCUGGGUAGUGCGUGUGAUUGGUUGAAACAACUUUCCCAAGCGGCACAACCAGUCAGACGUACUACCUAGACCUGGGUACUGACACGCCGUCAAUAUGCAAUUUCUGCGCUCAUUCCUCGGACAUCAUUUCGCGGGGAAACUAGUGAUGGCGUCAGGAGAUGUCGGCUGUUUUGUAAAGCUAGGUUAUUAAUCGAAUCCGUUGUUUAUAUACCCAUCAAUUUCUCUAGGCCCGUCAGUUAUCGUUUUGGAUGGAGCAAAUCACUUAGGCCACGCCUUAGACCUUGCAGCGUUUACAGUAAAGGAGAUGCAAUGGCUGCCCUCCUAUGUUCCAGUCUCCUGUAGAUUCAUAAUCACCACAACAAAGUCUGAUAUAACAUACAGAGCGCUCUCACAGAGGAAGGACGCUUACUGUGUUGAUAUGCCACGACUGUUUGACGUCCGGGGGAAGAAUGACUUACUCAGAGAAUAUGUGGGUUCAAACUGCAAGUACCUAGAUGCAGCUCGAACUUCUAAGAUUAUAUCCUCCACUCUAGCACAUUUACCUCUGUUUUAUGUCGCACUCGCCUGUGAAUUACGGAUUUUGGCCGCCCAUAAGAAUGCAGAAAGAUCUUUCGAUUCCUAUGUACAUGCAUCAACAUUAUUUGAUUUGUGGAGUUUGAUAUUUCGCCGUUGGACGCACGACUACGGCUGGCUACGGCCAGCGGUUUCCCGCAGUCCUGUACCUGCUAUCAAGACCCAAGUGUCACGUGAUCGUAUGAACAGUGGUUGGGUUGCUGAUGUUCUCAGGCUUUUUGCCCUGUCACGUGAAGGGUUAUCCGAAAACGAGUCUCUAGGUGCUUUAAAAGUCAUGGGUUAUUCAAAGAACCACGAGGUUACUAAGGCACACUGGGAAAUGUUUCGUUUGAUCGCAGAGCACGCGCUGAUUGAAAUGCCAUCUGGGCUAAUUACCUUCUCUUAUCAGUCUGCCCGUAGUUCGGUUGAAAUCGCGUUACUUGGCAACCUAACAUCUCCGUCCCAAGAGCGCGCGAUAUCGCCUUUUCAAGAGACCUGGGAACGACAGAAGCAACAGGGUCAUACUGUACUUUCCAGCUUCUUUUCCGUUCAACUCUCUUCUGAACGUAUGGUUGAUGAGUUUCCAUGGCAACUUUAUAUGAGCGGUAACAUGGCUACACUAAGCAAAACUGUGUGUGACCCGAAAGUGUUCGUAAGGUUAGUCAGCUCACGGAGCGAACAACGAAGACAAAUCGAUUUACUCCUCUACUGGAAAAAGUUGAAUCUGAAGGGUUAUAAGCUUCACGAGGGUCUCUAUGAAAUGGCAAUCAAGGCCCAGGAGAGACUAUGCGAGGAGGCAAAUGACUUGAAACACAGAGAUGUGAAAUCCCCGUCUUCAAAGGCAACAGAAAGUUCAGCUGUUGACGAGCUUUGUCGAAAAGAGAAAGAUGAGCAGCUAUCUCAGUUGGAAGUUGCCCUCAUUUGUUAUUUCGCGGGAAAAUUUCUCUUAGAUAACGGGCACGAUAUGAUGGCGCAGAAUCUUCUUUUAAACGCUUAUAAGAUGGCGUACCCAGUGGUUUCAGUAGAUGAUAUUUACUUUCUGUGCGAUAUACAGGAAUCACUGGGGAAUUUAUAUGUCAAAUCUGAUUUGAGCAAAGCCGUGUUUUGGUUCAACGGUGCCGUGAAGUCUGCUGGAGAAGUAACGCGUGUUUCAGAUACGGUGAGGUUUUGCUCUCUUUUCACACUCAUGUGUCCAAGACAGAUGAUCAUCAAAGAUGAUCAUAUCGCUAAGAUCAACACUUGUCACAAAACUAAAAAGUUUUCAGAGUCGCAUUCUCUAGAUUGGCUUCUGCCACGGUAUACACGUCAGCAGCUUAUUUGAUUGUAACUAAGUGAACGUCCUCUUGUAGACGGUCAGUUUGAGCGGGCUUCAGUUCGCUAUCUAUCUUUAAGGUGUCCGUCGAAAUAACUGCUCGGCUACUUACACUAAUUUGCCUUUUAGGUUCAACACUCAACUAUGAUCGGCCGCCUUCUGAAUCAAAUCGCCUUCUGUCACCUGCCAAAUCACGUGACUCUCCCACCAGAAGUGCAAGGUCGAUCACGUGCCUCUACGCGGACUGGAAGAGUUAAGACGCCGAAUGUGACAGGGAAAGAAACAGGGGAUGACACAGGACAAGUUAAUGUUGGCGCAAUUUUGGACGAGGCAAUGAGGCACAUGAAGCUGUCUCAAGUGUAUCCAGGUACGAUGAUGUUAUUUGAAAUUUUUUCACUUCCCUAAACAUCUGGUUAAAGAAAUCACCGUCAUAUUUUACCACAUGUUAGGGGUAAAUCUACGCACUUAAGGUAAAUUGUGGAGUAUGACUUGAGCUCUCCCGGUUGUCUUGAAAAUGGGCAAGGCUAAUUUCCGGACCAUCCAUGAGUGCAGUUUGUUUUGAUCUUACAAAGUGGGCUAAAGUUGGUAAAAGAUGUUCACCUCUACCACGACUAAGGUUGUGUUUUUUCCUUUACUCGCUUGAAAUCUUCCAGGUCAGAGCUGUGUCUAUUUCCACAUGGGUUUGUUAGCAGCUAAACAUCGACGUUCAGCAGAUGCCGAGGCGCUGUUUCGCAAAUCUCUUAAAAUGCGAGAGGAAUGGUACGGCUCGUCCCACCCUUUGGUAGCCGAGAUUUUCGACGCGCUAGCCUCACUUGCGUGCUCAGAUGCAUCAGAUUCCCCGGAUGUAGCUGUGGCAGAGGAACUGUUUCGGCGAGCUCUAUACAUGCAAGAGGAUCUCUUGGGGUGUUCACAUUUGGUGGUAGCAAACACUCUGUUCAAACUAGGUGGGUAUCAGCUUGGAUCACGUACGAAGGUCUUCGGCUUCGCCUUACACUGUAUUUCAGAUCUUUCAAUAUCGGAGAUUAAGAAUAAUGUAUAAAACAUUUUUUUCUCGGCUUUUGUCAUUUAUGGAUUUAAUCAGCCUAAUAAUUGGGAGACUACAGCUGAUAAAGACGUAUUAAAACUAGCGAGUAACUAAGAAUGGUCACGUCUCUCAGAUAAAACUUGAGAAACGUCACUUUGCCUGUUUAUUUUAAUUUAUAUUAUAAUUUUUGUAAACACGCAGUGAUUUUGUUACAAAUAGUUAUGGUGAGUCGUGGGACUCAUCUUGUGAAAAAUCAUGAGUCCCAGUUAAAGAAAAACGAGUCCGAAAUUAAAAAUGCUUGGGCCUUUAUGUAACCAGACAGUUAAUCUGAAGACAGACUCUAAAACUCUGUAUUAAAGUAUACUGAAAUUAAAACACAGUCCUUCUAAUCUAUUUUAAAGCCGGCACAACAAAGGUUAAAAGAAUUAUGCAGAAAUUACAUGAACGGCAUGUUACUACAAAUACACAUGUUCGAUCGAUCGAUCUUUGCGUCCUACGGAACGUAUGCCAUAAAUUAUUUUGCGUCGUUGGUGAUUUUUAUGGGUCAGGGACGCUGGACGCAGAGGUAACAAAAUCACUGCACGCAUCAGUUAAGCAAGUGGUCUGUGAGAAGGGGAUCUUACAUUUUAAGGUAAUAGUUUCAUCAGCAAAGCUGAAUGGUGUAAAACCGCGCGUUUUACAGCAACACAAACAACUUAAUCUUGUUGGGUACUGUAUCAAGUCCAGUCGCGCAUGUUGUGUGCUCUGGAAUGAUAUAUUACGCGUGAUUUCAGUAGAAAGUGCCUGAGGGCGCCAACUUUACUUGUCUCUGGCUUGUUGAAUGAAUCUUGUGACGGAUGAUUUUUCAGUCAGUGAAACAGGCGGCUCGGAAGAAAAAAAUCCGAGCACUCCAAAAAGGAGUCGAACCUAUGAGCUUCUGGUUACUAGUCCAGAUGCUCUACCGCUAAGCUACAGGAGACUCGAGGGAGUGAAGGCCAAUGAACUAGGUUAUAUGAAUCUUGAUCGUGAAUAGGAACCUACCUCUUACCCUAUAGGAAGAUAGAAGGGUGGGUACAUACCCCAAUAUUGGUGAUUUCCAUAGAAAAACAAGUUAUUCUUAUCCGACACUGCGUUACGACUUUUAACGUCCAUUGUAGAGGUGGUGCUUGAAAUUGUCGAUGUAAAUCCUCACUUCAUUUUACAGGCAGGCUUCUUCAAGCUAAGAGCAAAAAAGAUGCAACAAGGGAAGCAAAGCAGUUAUUCCAGAGGGCGCUAGACAUACGUACAGCAAAACAGGGAGUGUAUCACGUGGAAACCAAACUUAUCAGGCGUGCGCUUAUGUCACUGGAAACAGUGGACGUGUCUGCGAAAUUCAGCGGUAAAGGAACCGCGAUAGAGAAAGAGUUACGUGCGUUAGAUGACGUGACGAGUCGCCCAUUGACCAAGUCAUCUUCAAGGAAUCUUGACUUUCGCCAAGCAAGUGGAUCGUAA
This is a messenger RNA of Porites lobata, 10521 nucleotides long. Lineage: Eukaryota; Metazoa; Cnidaria; Anthozoa; Scleractinia; Poritidae. The record is from the annotation of a GenBank genome assembly.